AUGGAGGAGCGGGGCCAACCUGCCGCAGCAGCGGACGAUGAUGCCAACGAAGACCCACCCUUGUCAGAGCCACAGACACAGAUAGUACCUCUCGCUCCACCUCCCUUCCCCGGAGCAGCAACCUACGUAAUCCAAAUCCCUAAAGACCAAAUCUACCGUGUGCCACCCCCUGAAAAUGCCCUAAUUGUUGAGCGUCACCGCAAACCCGAAAAACAGAAGCAGAAGUCCCUAUGCUGCGGGGCUCGUUGCUUGGUUAUUGGAGCUAUUUUGUUUUUCAUAUGCCUUGUAAUUGGCAUAACAUUGCUUGCAUUGUCCCUCACUAAGAAACCUAAAGAGCCUACUUUUUCAAUUACGCAUGUCCACGUGAAGAACCCCAAAUCAAAAUCAUCUUCUGGCAAGAAUUCCCAUCCAGGAUAUGAGGUGUCCAUGAAAGUGAAAAAUCCAAAUGAACAUGGCAUAGAUUAUGCAAAUAGUGGAGGGGCUUCUCUUAUAUACAAGGAAAAAACCCUUGGCAAAGGAAAAUUUCCAUUAAAGAACCAAGGAGGAGAUGACUCCACCGCCGUAAAGCUUGUUCUCGACGGAUCCAAGGGGCCGCUGCCUCGGGACGUGAAGAAGAGCAUGGAAGAUACUGAUUCAGAGGUGCGUGUGUCUUUGGCUUUGAAAAUGGACCUUUCGGUGAAGGUGAAAGGGUUUAUCAAGACAUGGAAUAUGGACACCGAAGUUGAAUGCCAUUUCAAGGUGAGUACAUUGGGGAAGGGCACGAGGGUUCUGGACCAAAAAUGUGAAGCUGAAUUCAAGGGCUAA
Prunus persica (peach) is the source of this 804-nucleotide messenger RNA. RefSeq names its product NDR1/HIN1-like protein 13. The record is from RefSeq and is a predicted model, not a curated record. Lineage: Eukaryota; Viridiplantae; Streptophyta; Magnoliopsida; Rosales; Rosaceae. Bases 1 to 804 code for a protein of 267 amino acids. The transcript has a single exon.